AUUCACAGACUCACACACACAUCCACAGUGCUCUCUUACUACUGAGAGAAUCUGAUCCUUUGUGUCUGUGUGUGCAUGUGUGAGUGUGUCUGCGUGUGGUGUGUGCAGGCUCUCUUUUUAACCUCCUCUUCUUCUCGUCUGUCUCUCUGUUGCUUUUUGUCACUCUCCCGUCCUCCCUCCCCACUCUCCAUCCGUCCCUCCCUGCUCCCCGGCUGUGUGUGUUUGUGUGCUUGUCUGUGUGUGUCCGUGUGCGUGUGCGUGUGUGUGAACCGUGGGGAAAACAGACGCUCAUGUGAGCAGCAGCAGUGACUGGUGAGAGACAGGAAAGAGGAGAGGAAGAGAGCAGGGAUAACAGAGCCAACACCAUCAUUCUCAACGGAUUUCCACCAGACAUGUGAGAAGAUGUCGGUGGGCGGCUGCGCGUGUCCCGGCUGUUCCUCCAAGUCGUUCAAGCUGUACUCCCCCAAGGAGCCCCCCAACGGUAGCACUUUCCCCCCCUUCCAUCCCGGUACCAUGUUGGACAGAGACGUGGGUCCAACCCCAAUGUAUCCUCCCACAUACCUGGAGCCAGGCAUAGGGAGGCACACGCCAUAUGGCAACCAGACAGACUACAGAAUAUUUGAGUUAAACAAACGGCUACAAAACUGGACAGAGGAGUGCGACAACCUAUGGUGGGAUGCAUUUACUACAGAGUUUUUUGAAGAUGAUGCCAUGUUGACCAUUACUUUCUGUCUUGAAGAUGGGCCAAAGCGUUACACAAUUGGUCGGACGUUGAUUCCAAGGUACUUUCGGAGUAUAUUUGAAGGUGGCGCGACUGAGCUCUACUAUGUCCUGAAACACCCCAAGGAGUCGUUUCACAACAACUUUGUUUCACUUGACUGUGAUCAGUGCACCAUGGUCUCCCAAAAUGGAAAACCAAUGUUCACACAGGUGUGCGUGGAGGGCCGCUUAUACUUGGAGUUCAUGUUUGACGACAUGAUGAGGAUAAAAACGUGGCACUUUAGCAUCCGACAACACCGUGAACUCAUCCCUCGCAGUAUACUUGCCAUGCAUGCCCAGGACCCACAGAUGCUGGACCAGCUGUCCAAAAAUAUUACAAGAUGUGGCCUGUCAAACUCGACUCUAAACUACCUCCGACUGUGUGUGAUACUGGAGCCCAUGCAGGAGCUGAUGUCCAGACACAAGACGUACAGCCUCAGCCCCAGAGACUGCCUCAAGACCUGCCUCUUCCAGAAAUGGCAAAGAAUGGUGGCACCUCCAGGUAUGCGAAUAACACACACACACCAACGCACCAACUUUUCUUUACACGCAACUCUCCCUGCUUGCUGUUUAGCCGAGCCAUCAAGACAGGCCCCAAACAAACGGCGGAAGCGUAAGAUGUCGGGUGGCAGCACCAUCAGCGGAGGAGGAGGAACUAAUAGCAACAAUAACAAGAAGAAGAGUCCGGGCAGUGGCUUCCCUCUGUCUAGCCAGGUUCCAGAUGUGAUGGUGGUGGGAGAGCCCACACUGAUGGGAGGGGAGUUUGGCGACGAGGACGAGCGUUUGAUCACGCGGCUGGAGAACACCCAGUUUGAUGCAGCCAACGGCAUUGACGACGAGGACAGCUUCAACAACUCCCCGGCUCUGGGAUCCAACUCGCCCUGGAACAACAAGGCGCCCUCCAGCCAGGAGAGCAAGAGCGACAACCCCACCUCACAGGCAUCGCAAUAGACUUUGGGCUCCUCCUCCACAACACAAUUCCCUCGCGCCCUCCUCUGAGCCUUCCCAAAGCCAAAAGUCUCAAGAGCAACAGGUUUCCUCGCAGCGCCCCGACAGGCGUUUUGAGCUCUGACUCUUCCGACACGCGGUGCCUGGCGGCGCUCACUUCGACUUUCUGCCAUGACUCUUAACUUCCCAACUUAAAGGCACCGUGGUCCCUUCCCCUCUUCUGCUCCUUUUCUUCGUUUCCUACUCAAAAUGUCCUGUCUGCUUUUGGUAAUUUCCACUUUGGACAGCGACAUGCUAGUUGUGAUGGAGGCGCGGUGAUUGAAUCCAGGAGAGAGCUAACCCACACUAAACCCAAGAAGAACGCUACAGCAGUGUGGCAUGGCUGAGGUGGCAAGUUGCUCGGGGACAGCUUGUCCACCAGCCUUGAAACCACUCAAUUCUGGACUGCUCUGAUGCAUCAAGGCACUAGAAACCUUUGUCAACAGAGUAUCUGUGUGAGCGCGUGUGUGCGCACGUCUGCGUGAGUGAGCGACAAACGUUUGAGGAGAGAAAAGAAGCCUAAACACAUUAGUGUCUUUGCUAAAUCGAGCAGACCAGAAUUUAGAGACCUCUUGCAAAAUUGUUGAAAUUGUGACACCGAGUGUGGGACACAACAAUUCACACUAAACACACACUUAACCAUACACACACAUACCCGCGCGCACACACACGCGAACGAUGGAAGGAGUUUGUUUCUUGUUGUGAGCCAUCUCUGAGUAGACUCCGAUGUAAGCAACAUACACACUUACACAUUUUAAGAGUUUUUAUACAGUAUAUAUUUCCCUAGAAUGUUUUUUUUUUUUUUUUUAAUUUCUAUUAAACAUCUUCAGUUCAAUUGUUUAUUUUUAUUUUUUACCAAUACUGAAAAGCUACAGACCAAGGAGCACCACAGGACUUUUAUUCCUCCUCUAAAAUAUAUUGUUUUUAUCUUUUGUGUUUAUAAAAGAAAAAAUAUUUAGUGUGGAUGUUUUAUUUUGUCUUUCCGUUGCUUUUGGAAAUUUGAACUUUUGUGUAUUUGUGCUUGUAUAUUUAAGGUAGUAGCAAAGUUCUGUCUGACUGUAAUAAGAUGUAUUCUUACUUAGAUAUACCUAAAGCCAUCUUGAUCUAAUGUAAAGAAACAAAAUAGGAGAAAUGAGGAAAAAAAAACCCCACCCCACUCUUUCCUCCCUCUUUUUUUAAGGGUAGUGUAAAUUAAUUGACAAAAAUCCCUGAGGGUACAACAGCACCAUCGGAAGGUGUUUUGUGUCUUUUGCUUUUCUUUAUUUAUUCAGGACAUUCAGAAAUCCACUGUUCCAGGUCUACAUAAAUUGCUAGUUCUUUUCCCCCUCCACUGUCAGAGGUUUUAUGUAGUGCGUAACCUGAUUCAACCCAAUGUCAAGUGAAUGUGCUGAAAUGUUUGUCUGACUUUCACUCCAGUCACUGGCUAUAAAGGUUGUUAAGAAACUUAUACCUUCCAACAAUGUUUUAAUUUGUGCCAUCUUCAAACAUGUUCUAAAACCAGCUUAACAUUAUGUUCACUCUGCAUAGUUUAGUCUAUAAAUUCAUGAGUCAUAAAAAGCCUGAAAGAAGUCCUGCUGUUCUUGAUUUGGCCCUUCUGGUAAUCAUCAUGACCAUAAGUGGAAUCUUCUAACUCUUUGUACAUUUCUGUUUUGUUUUACACUUUCAAUCCAUUUAAAAUUUAUUUUGAAUGGUGAAUUGUACCUUCCUCAAACCCAGUAGAAUCAUUGUUUGGUAUCAUUUUUAUUUUAUUUUAAUUUGGUUAGUUUCUGCCCUUGCUAAUUAAUGUAUGGUACCAAUAAAAAAGAUACAUUUUCACUUUAA
Syngnathus acus (greater pipefish) is the source of this 3567-nucleotide messenger RNA. It is a transcript of the gene ldb1b, whose product is annotated as LIM-domain binding 1b. The transcript is spliced from 10 exons. The coding region runs from base 403 to 1710 and encodes 435 amino acids. Gene Ontology annotation, molecular function: LIM domain binding. The record is from RefSeq and is a predicted model, not a curated record. NCBI's taxonomy places the organism in Eukaryota, Metazoa, Chordata, Actinopteri, Syngnathiformes, Syngnathidae. Gene Ontology annotation, biological process: negative regulation of transcription by RNA polymerase II; positive regulation of transcription by RNA polymerase II; nervous system development. Gene Ontology annotation, cellular component: transcription regulator complex; nucleus.